UGGUCGGGGCGUAUUGUCUCAGAGAUUUGAAAGAAAACAAACAAACAAACAAAAAAGCUUUUUUUUUAAUAUCUUUGGUGUGUUUGGAGAGACUGUUUUCCUCGCUGAGCAGUGACACACCGGCGUUACCCCCGAGCCGCUGUCACCGUGAGGGAGCCGGGACUGGCGCGCUUUGUACGGGUGGAUGGCCCUGAGAGACAGAGAUGAGCUGGGCUGAGGAAGACUGGACAGUGGGCCUGUCUGGAAGGGUCCUGCAAAAAGUGAAGGAGCUGCAGGUUCACAAGGAGCGACUGUUCAAAGAAAACAAGCAGAAACAGCUGCAGCUCGACAACAUCAAUACAAGCCUUGAAAAACAAACUGUAAAGUAUGAGGAAGUCCGUGGGGAGCUGCAGUCUGUACACAGGGAGCUCCAGAGUGUUCAGGAAGAGGCCAAGGCGGCCGUGACCGGCAGAGAGCGGCUGACCCAGGAGCUUCACACCAGACAAGCCCAAGUAUGCUCUUUGGAGGGCCAACUAGAUGCGUCUCGUACCCUCAACAACAAGCUCACCCAGGAAAUCAAAAGGUUAGAAGCUGAGCUGGAGAAACUGCAGAACAGCAGCAGGCUGCCAGACACCACUCUGUUUUCUACACCCUGCUGGAAUACAUCCUCGCCCUGGGAACACAAUGCAAGCAGACAGGAAGAGCAGGAUGAAGGUCAGAGCCGGGCACAUCACACUCGACUGCGACACCAGCUCUCUGACAUGCCCUCAGCUUCACUGCAACAACAACAAAGGAGCACACCCCACCGACACCCGUCCAACCAAUCAAACAACUUUUCCACACCAUCGGCAGGAUUUCCAUGGGAACGAGAUGAGUCGGGACCAACAUCUAGGAGGCGAAUACUGCCUUCUUCUCAGGCGCCAAGCCCUGAUACGAAUCAAGUCCUGUCAGAACAGGUGCCGUAUGGGAAGGAAAAGGAGCACAAGAAGGAGGCUGAUGUAUCUACAUCAGAAAUACAGAAUCGUGUAAUUCUUCUGGAGAAAGAAUUGUCUGAGAAGGUCGGGACAUUGAAGUGCAUUCAGAGCGACAUGGCGCAGACCAAGAAGGAGCUUGCUGCCAGAGAACUCAGCUUGCAGAAAGCACGUGAUGAGCUUAGCAUGGCACACACAUGCAUGGCCCAGGAAAGAGAUCGGGCAUCGACCACUGAGCAAAAACUAAAGCAGCUUCAAGAGGAGCUCAAGUGUCAGAGGCAAAAUACAGAAAGCAGUCGACUGCAACACCAACAACGCACCAAGGACCUGGAGAAACAGCAUCAGAGGGAUUUGGCAGAGCUUCAGAAGGAGAGGCAGUAUCUGGAGAAGCAACACCAGCAGGAGGUGAAUAAGCUCAAUCAGGAGCUCCAGCAGGCCACGGUGCUCCACAAUGCCCUUCAGGCUCAGGCAGAUAAGCUUUCUCUACAAAAGCAGGUGUUGGACAAAGAGUUAGAGACUGUAAAAGAGAAACUGAAGUGGACAGAGGAACAGCUGAAAGAAAGCCAAAAGAAGGAAGCGCAGACACAAUCAAAACUGAUGGAAGCGGUGCGUGAGGCCGAGGGUGUGGCAGUGAGUCUGGAGCAGAGCAGGAAGAGGGAGCGAGCUCUGGAAGAGGAGGGAAAAAGACUGGCAGAGGAGAAAGCUGACACCCAGCGUUUGCUCAAGGAAUUGCAAGAGCAAACAUGUGCACCAGCCCCCGUUCCACAGCCUACCCAGUUUUACCCUCCUGGUCAGAUUUUGCCAUCACAUUCUUCCUUCAGUCAUCCUCCUCGACCACCAACCCACAGCAAGAGGCCUGCUGCAACCCAAGCUGGAACACAGAGGGAAGAUGAUGGAGAUGAGGAAAUGGCAGAUGUUGCAUUAUCUUAUCCUUCUGAUAGAGAGCCAGGAGAAGGAAUUGAUGCAGAGCAAAUAAUUUCUGCCAAAAACCCUGAGUGUUUACCAAGACUGCAACAAAACAGAAAAAGCAACGAGGAGAUUAAAAUCGGAUGUGACAUCACUGGGACGGAGGGAAGCCGUUCCUCUCAUUCUGGUAUCCCCAUCACCACCUCUAUUGGUGAUGACGGAAAGACAAAUCCUGAAGACUUGUCUCCAAUGCUUUCUGCUGAAAAAUCAUCUUCUAUCAAGUCUGAGGCUACUGUCUUGUCUGAAGACCUCAAGCAGGAAAAUGUCCUGCUCCGUUCAGAGCUUCGAGAUGUACGUGAAGAGCUCCAGAAAAGACUGGAGGAUCUGGAAGCUCAACGGCGGGCUGAGUCAGAAACACGGACCCGCCUCAAACAGCUCAGCCGCAAAAACGCCAGCAAGGCUGUGGAAAGAGAUGAAAAAGAAAAGGAAUGGAGAACACAACUGGAGAAUGAGAAGGCUGAAACAGAAAGGCUGAGAAGGGAUAUUGCAGCUUUGGAGUCUGAGCUGAAGAGAGGUUAUGAGGAAAGGGACAAAAUGGAGAAACAAGACGAGGAGGAGAGAAACACAACAAAAGAUGAUAGAGAGUGUGAAAUGAUAGAACUAAAUAUCCAGCUGAAAAGUCAGCUGGCACAGAUAAAAGCCCAACUGGCUCUGGAACGAGAAGAACGAAAGAGAGAGGAAAAGGAGACAAAACAUGUAAUAAAUACUGACAGUGAUGGAAAUAAGGAGCUGAGCAUGAAGGUACUUGAGCUCAUGGCUGAAGUGGAAGAACUAAAGCACAGGAGGAAAGAUGACUUACAAAAAGAGGAGAAACUUUCUGUUACCAACAGCCCCUUGACGUAUCUGACUCUCCACAAUGAUGAAUUCAACUCCAAUAUUGUUGGCUCUGACAACAAACUUCUCCCUUCACCAGAGCAGCACCAUCUCUUCUGCCAGUCCACCAACCAACGCAAUAUCCUCAUGUCCACACCAACAGCAGACAUCACACCAGAUAAUCAAAACGUGAUAGAUGUUGAGCACUCACCUCAGUUGGGCCACACUGAAUCACGUCUUAUGACCUCUGAACCGGAAGAUGUCAAAAAUAAUUCAUCAGAACAGCGCAGGACUGAUCUGGCCAGCUCUGAUCUCACUAAAGAGCUGGAGCACCUGCAGAGAGAGUAUGCCAAGGAAACAGAACGUGCUGACCAGUACCAAGUGAAACUAGAGGUCCUACAAAGCCAGGUGACACGUCAGACCCAGCAGUUGACCACGGCCUUCGAGAAGCAGAGCCACAAUAUUUCAGGCCUUCUGGUUGAGCUAGAAGAGAAGGAAAAGGCCUUUGUGAGCCAGGGAGAAGAACUACUGCGAUACAAGAAAGAGCUGGAUGCGCUGAAGACUCAAAAAAGGGAACAGACGGAGAUGAUAAUCAAAGAGGGAGAGGAGCUUGGACAAAGACAUGUUACAUUAGCAGAAACAUCAGAACUUAAACUGGAGGAGAAGCAUGAUGUCAGCGAUCACACUGUGAACUCAUUGGCAGGUGGUGACUUCAAUUCAGAGAGAGAUACAAGUCAACCAAAGACUGAGACACGUGAUGCUGAAACACCGACACAUCCUGGCCGUAAAGAUGAAAGUGAAACUGUGUGCCCUGACAUGGAGCGCUCAAACUCUUUAAAUCUCAACAAGUCUCAGAGUUACUGUGACUCUGUUUGUGAGGAGGGACAGAAUGAGUCUAGUCAGAAUGGAGUUACAGCAGACAUAUUUACAGAACUGUCCGCUCUCAAACAGGAGAAUCAACUGCUGAAACAAAGGAUACAAGACUUGACUGUUUCAGAUGCCAAGGUCCCAACGUUGCAGACUGACAGUGAAGCCCAAGAGGACCUAGUCAAACAGACCCAGAACUCAGCAAAUACUUCUCCGUCUGUCUUAAAGGAGCAGGAGACUCAAAGUGUGCCAAAUGUUCUUAUUAAUGAGGGACAAUUGUUACAAAAUGCCAAAAUGAGUGAAGAUGAAGUUCAAGAAUUAGAAGGGAACCAGUGGAGAACCUCGAGUGGUGAAAAUGACUUGGAAGAAGUGUCAGACGUCCAGAUCGACUUCCUACAGCAACAGGUGGAGGCGCUGCAGCGACAGGUUAGAGCUCUGUCUGAGGAGACGCAGCAGCAGACUCAGGAGCUCACUGUGUGGAGACUGGCCUCCCAACCACUCUCAACCUUUGACCAGUUCUCUACUAACACAGAUGACCCGUGUGAAGCACUGGAACAGAUCGUCACUAUUACUCAGUCUCUUUCAAGCAAGCAACAGACAGAUGAGCUGACCCAGAGCCAGGACAGCAUCACAAUCAUCAGAGAAGAUGAGUUAUCUCUCUGCUGCUCCUCCAACAAACUUCAAGGUCAUAUGUUGUUCUCCAGACUAGAGAACAGACACUUUCCUGAGCCAAAGAGCCUCGGUUCCCGUGAAGUGACAGCGGAAGUUCAGCAGGACGUUCAGAACAACGUUCAGAACACGGCUGCGAUCCACCAGGAAUCUGAAAAUAAAAACCAGUUCAACCUAAAAUCGUCAGAUGCUUGUCCGGACCAAUACAAAGUGAAGAGAAACACUGACUUCAUUCACAUGUCACUGCAGAAAAUGGUUGAACAUGAAGCCAAAAACCCCCACGCACACUCGGAGCCAAAUCCAACCAACAUGGAAGAGAGUUGCACAGGAAAACCUGAGGCCAAACCAAACUCUUCCAGAGCAACCGAUGAAGUAAACACAACCAGUAACUCUGCAGACAAAGAUGUCAUAACGGAAAUUAGAAGUGUCAGCAGUCAAACAGAGGAGAGUUUGUAUCGUCGCAGUGCUCUGACUGUAUGCGCGACCACACAGACUAUGGAGGAGGAGGAUGAGGAUGAAGACACAAAGGUGGUGGAUUCUCCUCCUGUUUCUUCAUCAUCUGAGAAGGUGGAGACGAGAGACAAAAUUUUGUUUUCAGGUUCUUUCCCAAUACCAGCUGACCCGGCCCGUCUGGCUGAAAGAAUCCUCCGUAAUAGGACGCAGUUAUCAGCUGCCUUUGAUGAUACGGAGUAUGAACCAUACGGCCUGCCGGAAGUUGUCAUGAAAGGUUUUGCUGACAUCCCUACUGGUCCCUCGUGCCCCUACAUUGUGAGAAGAGGCUUGUUAGGAACAGCUGUUCUACCCCCAUCCCAGAAAGACCCACAACUGGAGGACGAGACGGAUUAACAGUUGUUUGCCAAUCUUGUGGAAGGAACUGAUCACUAUGGCUGGCUUCACAACCAACCUGAAUGAUGGAUGACUUCAGCAACAAAGAGCCUUGAAGCACUUCAGAUGUGGGAACUGGUACAGGACUGGUCAGAAAAGCAGCAGACUUGUACUUUCUGCAGAUAUGUGUGCAGGUAAUUGGGCCUGCUGCUCUGCAGAAUAAACACCUUCACCUGGGAGCAAAAAUGUCUUGUCACUAGUUUAUCCUGAAAUUGCUGUGUGGAGACGUUGCUGUCCAUCACAACGCUGGUCACUUUACAGCCACCUGUAUAUUUACGCACUAAAGUGGUGAUUUAGUAAGGCUUGUUGAUGUUUCUUGAACCACCUUUUCAAGGGGAGAGUUUAGUUUUUCAGUAACUUUGAAUUAACUUAUGGACCUGGCCUCAGUGCCUUUAUGUUUUUCUGAACACAAUAAGUUUGACCUGUUUUUCAAAAGGGUAAAGCCAAAGGUGGCCAGUUGUGAAAUGACUUAUUUUUUUCUUUUCUUUUUUACUUUUACAUUUAGAUGUGGCAUAUUUAUGGACACUUGAAUGUGUUUUAUAAGUGGGCACAUGUUUACAAAAUUGUGUGUGUAACAUUAGCUGUGACUAUGAACAUGUGUGUCCCCAUCCCAAUGUUACUGUUUGUAUAUGUGUGUUUGGGAGUGAGUACAGUGAGGACAUGUCUAUGACUCAGUCUAACCUGCGCUGGUUUCCGCUCCAUGUAUGGUGAUGCACACUGUGCUGCUGCACUCCUCUCCGUCUGCUUUAUUUCUCUGUCACACACUAACAGUAGUUAGGUUUAUAGUUGCUUAACCCAAAACUGCUCGUAUGGAGCUUUAUUUUGAUUUGAGUACACAUGAACUAAAAAUACUUUUUUUUUCUUCUUUUUGUAUGUAAUAAAUGUAACUUAUUUUAUUUAUGUAGCAUUUGAAGCACAUUCACUUCUGUGUAUAGAGAAGAGUUAAGAGUUUGGAGUUGGUUGAUUAUUUGAAGUUGCGUGAUUAUUUUCACUUGAAGACAUAGAGAUAUAAAAUAAUACUGACUGCUCAGUCCCCUGUAAGUAAGUAAUGUGAAACAAAAGCUGCAGUUCUUGGUCCCAAUUUUAGCAGCGGCUAAAAAAGGACUUACUAAAGAGUCCAUGACAAACUUAACAAGGUAAUGAAUUCAGAAUUUUGUUUGAAGAUGUAUUUGUUCCCUGAAUACUUGCUUUAUAACCAUUUGCCUUGAUGAGGGAAGCCUUCACUGAAAGAGAAAUACAAGUUAUUACUGCAACACAGCUAUAAUAGCAUCCUCUGUUUUGUUUUGGUCGCUGGAAAAGGUCAGUAUUGUCCCCAUAUAGCUUUCUGGUUAAUGUAAAAAUGUAAUUGGUUGUAGAUUGUGUUGAUUUACAAAGCCUAAAGACACUGAAAGCUGCGGGCACCACGGUCCUGUAAUUGCUAACUUCCCUUGAUGCUCUCUGGUUGUUUUGGUUGUUUGUUUUUUUCCUUUCUUUGCUUCUCUGCACAGCCUUCCUGUGCCUAGCUUUGUUUAUUCCAAGUAAACAAGAUGAGGGAAUACACACCAAAAAAAGAGAAGCCUUUGUGUGUCUCAAGGUGAUUUUUUGUCUUUGUUUUUUAUGUGUAAUGUAAACUUGAAUUGACUUUGUCUUGUGGCUGUGGCUUGUUUAUUCAAUCAGAACACAGUAGGCUGCUGCUGUUCAUCUGCCACGCUGACAUCUUCACACACACAAAUACACAAAUCACCAUCCUCCCUGGGUAUUUUUGGGAUCUAUAGUCUUCUGGGAUUGUCUGGCUGUGAACAGGGAAACUUGCUGUGAAUUUGUUGCCUUGUUUUGGACACUUUUAUGUGGAUUUGUCUUUGAUCUGUUUGCAGCUACAAUAAAAGGCUAGU
Messenger RNA from Cololabis saira (Pacific saury), 7021 nucleotides. Its product is annotated as centromere protein F. The record is from RefSeq and is a predicted model, not a curated record. Gene Ontology annotation, molecular function: dynein complex binding; microtubule binding. The transcript is spliced from 18 exons. Bases 204 to 5111 code for a protein of 1635 amino acids. NCBI's taxonomy places the organism in Eukaryota, Metazoa, Chordata, Actinopteri, Beloniformes, Belonidae. Gene Ontology annotation, biological process: metaphase chromosome alignment; regulation of G2/M transition of mitotic cell cycle; mitotic cell cycle. Gene Ontology annotation, cellular component: chromosome, centromeric region; nucleus; spindle pole.